GGGCCGAGCUUCAGCUCCUUCAGGCGACACGCCCCCCCAGUCUCGAACAGAGAAGACUGCUGAUUUUCUUACGAUUUCAAAGCCUAAUUUAACAUACUCGUCUGUGUUUUUUUUCAUUCGAAUUUGGAUGGGUAGUUAAUAACACAUUAUUUUGUGGUGUGGUGAACUUGAAACUUGUUUUUAAUUCCACUUCCAGGAUCUUUAAGAUUAUAAAGUUUAAAAAGGUUACAAAAACUUGGUAAUACAUCACUAAUUCGAAACUUUGUCCAUACUUGACAUUUGACUUGCGUCAAUUGACAUGCGACCUUUAUGAAAUGUCAACCUUAGAAGCCCCAGACAGAUUACCCACAAAGCUGAACACAUUGCCAUUGGUCAUAACAUUACAAUAAUCCUCUCUGAACCAUUGCUGUAAUCUGAAAGUAUGCUGUACAGAGUUCAAUGAUCAAAAAGGGCCGUUUUAAAUUUCAGUAAAUUUCCUGAAUUUAAUGUACGUGUAUGUGAGUUACCCAGAAUCACCCUUGAGCGUUAAUUGAAGUUCUCACACCUUUUCUAAGGUCAGUGUUGAAAUUCCAAGUCAAGCAGACCCCACAGUAAUGAAAUGUUGUCUCUGAACCUUGUUAUUUUCAAAGAAGGAUUUCUGUUUACUGUAAGUAGGUAGUCUCUCACAUACAAUGCACUCAACUUAAUGUGUCUUACCUCAUCAAACACUUUGAGGAAGUUCCUACUGUAGGCUCUCUACCAAUACAGUGUUUCUUUGCUGGCUUCUACAUACACAAGUCUCUCGUUGUGAAGAAUUUGAAAAAAUGUUACCGAUAAGCCAGCGGUUGUGUUGUUUCAUUACAUUGUGUAUUAAGGCAUCCAAAAAACUGAAAAAUUGAUCUGUGAUCAAGGUCCCAGAACCAACAGUGGUGACAACCUAUUUAGUGGUAAAAAAAUAAAUAAAAAAAACAUACUCUGUCCCACCCAAUACAAUAAAUGAUGACACAUACAUGCCUGUCAGACUUAAAACUUCUGUUCCACUCACAUGAGGAACAGGCAACUUAUAUUGAUUGACAGUAUAUGACAGAGUAUUAUCAUUUUGGCCUAGAUUGAUUUUCAUGUUAUUUGUCAUUGGGCCAACCUUAAUAUCAGAUACUUUAAAAAAAAGAUUCACUAAAUUCUAUACUAUCAACUUUAUUUUGAAAUGUACUAUUUAGUUACUGGAAUCAAAUGUUUUGUUGGUGUUACUGAGUGUUGAACCCUUUUUCUUUCUCAAAUGCAAAUGAACUGUUAGAACAAGACACCAUCACUUUCCAGGUCCAUGGAACAAUUAUUACUGUAAAUAUCAUCGAUGUAUAGCUCCUAUGUACAUGUCAAACUCCCUCAGAUUGCCACACAUCAGAGCGCCCAGGCAGUUCAGGACAUAAGACAAUCACUUUCACGGUUACAGAAAUGACAUUAGGCUCAGACUUUACACAGCAAAGUUCAACAACAGUAGGAACCACAUGGAUGUGCAGUUGUUGCAUUAGAAAACUGGUGCCAUGGUUUCAGCUGAGCAAUCACUGUUCAGAAAAAAGAUCAGUGGACCAGAGGCCUUCAAAAGACUUCCGAUUCAGAAUCUGUUCGAUGUUUCAGCUCAAGAACCAAGACAAGAUGGACCCCUUUGUGGACUCCCAGGCUGAGGGCAUCGAUUGGACCCUGAGGGAGCCAACCCUGAAAUGGUUUAGAGAGACCCAAGCCCCCCUCAUCCUACGCAAAAACAACUUCCCUGUCUGGUUCCAAGGCUUCAUCCCCAGAAAGGAUGCUGAGGAGACCUUAAGAGACAGGGAGCUGGGCUGUUUCCUUAUCCGUCUCAGUGACAAGGCCAUUGGAUACAUUCUCUCAUACAAAGGUCGGGAUCGAUGUCGACACUUUGUCAUCAACCAAAGCAAAUCAGGACAGCUUAACAUCUCUGGAGACACUGAAAUGCACAACACUCUCACAGACCUUAUAGAGUACUAUAAGAGGAGUCCCAUAGAACCGUUUGGGGAGUUUCUCACACAGUCUUGCUUAGAGGCAUCCACCGGAGAGCUCUAUGACACCAUCCAGGUCAACCACAGGGACAAGCCAGUGGUCAGUGUGAAAGCUGUAAGGAACAUUUGGGACCAAAAAAGUGACAGGCCUGUGAAACAUCUUCCUGCACUGCCGCCUAAAAAUAACAGGUCACCAGAGGCAGUGCCACCUAUACCCAUUAGGGCUGGUCCUUUGAAGACUGGCUUCCUGGAUGAACAGAGCUGUGGCCAGGCCAAGGUGUUGUAUGCCCUUCUAGAGCAGCAGACAACAAGGGAAAGACCCAUGGCCCAGUCCAGCAGAAUGUAUAAUCUCAGAGACCCAGCAUGGCAGACUGAGGGAUCUCAACCCAGACACCAAGCCCAGCAGAGGAAGAAUAUCACAACAGAACAUCCUGCUCCAAUUCUCGGAACCGUUUACUCGGAGAUCCAUCCACUGGACUACAGGACCAUGUCUCUGCCUUUACUGGACAAUAACUCAGAGAAUAAAAACCAUAUCUACAGGCUAAGUGGGCCUUCAUUUACACCUCCAAGACUGCCCCCCCAACUACCCAAACAAGUCACAAGGAAUACCAUCUUGGAACAAUCACCGUCCUCUAAAAGGCCUAGCAUCAGCCAUAGCCUCAACCAGCUGGUUUACAGCCCAGUGUACCACUUGGCUGGGAGACCCAGUUGCCAACCUGUCCCACUGGAGGGUGACCCCAUGACAUCAGCUGAAGAGGAGAGCAUGUAUGUUGAGGUACCUUCAGAACCCAUCCCAAGUCGCUACCUCUUGGACAAUACUUACGAACAGAUCCCAGAAAUGGGGUUGAAAGUUGAAGCUACUAGGCAUGACCCCAACACCUAUGAGACACUAAAGAAGCUCAAACCCAAACCCAAUCUCUCAACCCUUGGACUAAAGAAUGAGAAGAGGCGAUGGUUCUUUCCAGAGAUCAAGAGAAAGUAAUGAAAAGAUUUGGGAACUAAAUUAUCUGGAAACUCCACUCAACAAUUCAGAUUAAACUCCUCUGCUUCUCUUUCUCUAAUGUUGUAAGUUUCAUUGAAUUCAAAGUAUUUCUGUAGUAACCUGAAAACAUCUAAUAUUUUUCUUUUUCUAAGGUUAGUAUUGUUUUGCCAACAUGUAAUUUUCGUUUUUAUUUAUGUUAUAUUAAAUAAAACUUGUAUUAACAAAAUUGGGUGCAGGGCACUUCAACAACUAAAACUUUCUAUAACAUGUUCAUAUUUUCACCAAACAGUCAUGAAAUGAUACUAACUUUGAUUCCAAUACUUUUAAUUGCAAUGGUUAUCAAAGCAAAAUCAGUCAAGCCGUACUGUGUGUUUGUAGAUGGGAAGUUUUAGACAGGCGUGUAGUAAGUCAGACAGAUUUGUAAGGGGAAAGAGAGAUGGACAGACAGACGAUGCAGUUUGUUCACUGCCUGCUGUCUCUCCUUGACUUUCAUUUCCAUUAAGGUGUGGAGCUGCCAGGCCGGGACGGGGGGAGGCGAGGGGGGAUGGGGUUGGUAAUUGCAUAGCAGAAUGAUACUAUCGGUCAAGUUCUGAACAUGGGGGUGGAGGAAUCCAUUAGACCCUGGAAAUAGAGAGGUGAGUUCUAGGUGCCACAGCAAUACUGAAUGGCUGUAGUAAAGAAUAAAUGUCUUUACACUUUGCAGUCUGUCCUCUGCAUCACUGUGAGGGGAUUCCCUGUGCAAAAAACAGAUGUCUAUUUUAGUCUUUCUUCUCAACCCUCCUGUUAUGUUUGUUUCAUGUUAAUUAAUUAUGUUUAUGUACGCGGUCCAAAAUGGCUGAUUAAUAAUCAUCCAUAUUAAUCCAUAUCCUAGUCCCUAAUGUUGUUAGAUCUUUUCACCAACCUAAGUUAUUGUAAACAUUACACGUUUUUAACUUCUCUUUGUUAUUUAUGGGAUGUAGGCCUCAUUGACCUGAGCAAAUACAACUAGUUGAGUAAAAGCGUAGCUACAGUACCUUAAUUGAAAAUGGCGGACGGAAGGGAGGGUGGUGCGGGAGGUACCUCAUACGAAUCCUGUUAUUUUAUCUAAAACAUCAGGGGGGUAUUCCAGGUAGCAGGUUUAGUGAAAACUUUGAGUUGUUUAACCCUGAAAAGAGGCUUACUCCGAGGUUUCCGUUCCAGAAAGAGAGGUAACGAAACCUUUUGGUAAGUUUCCAUGGUAACUUACUCCGUGAAAGUAACCUGAUCGCUAGAAGGUUUUCCAUGCCAAACUCUGCGUUUUUAUCUAUCCCCUCCCUCUUUCUGAACCUGAUAGCGUUGGCAGACUAGGGAUAUCCUUUCCUGGUUCAGCCAACCGAUCUCGAACAAAAUUUAAUUCGCUUAGUUAUACGCCGGGAGAGGAUUUUAAGACUGCGAUUCGAUGUGCUUUAAUUCCCUGAUGAAUACCUAGGUUAACGUUACCGUUUCCCGUCACAAUCUGUAAUGUAUUUUAGCAACAUUGUCAGCCCUUAGGCCAACAUCGCUAAUGUUACUCGCCGUGGACGUGCACUAAGAACUGACCAAAUGCUUUUUGGCACUGAAAUAAAGACAAAUAAUUGAAAUUGUAUUUGGUCUUCUUCAUUGCCUACAAAUAGAAAUCUAACAAUGAGUAUGUUUAUUGGCUAUUGUUCCUAUAAUUUACAUGAUUCACCUGUGACCAUGUACCAUC
This is a messenger RNA of Osmerus eperlanus (European smelt), 4678 nucleotides long. It is a transcript of the gene sh2d7, whose product is annotated as SH2 domain containing 7. The record is from RefSeq and is a predicted model, not a curated record. Bases 1432 to 2973 code for a protein of 513 amino acids. The transcript is spliced from 8 exons. Lineage: Eukaryota; Metazoa; Chordata; Actinopteri; Osmeriformes; Osmeridae. Gene Ontology annotation, cellular component: cytoplasm.